Penicillium waksmanii is the source of this 1416-nucleotide messenger RNA. Its product is annotated as glycosyltransferase. Lineage: Eukaryota; Fungi; Ascomycota; Eurotiomycetes; Eurotiales; Aspergillaceae. Gene Ontology annotation, molecular function: UDP-glycosyltransferase activity. The record is from RefSeq and is a predicted model, not a curated record. The coding region runs from base 1 to 1416 and encodes 471 amino acids. The transcript has 3 exons.
AUGGCUUCUUCGACUCGGAACAUCUUGUUCCUCACAAACAGCGAGUUGGGCCAAUGCAAUGUGGCUCUCGCCGUCGCGGAGGAGUUCUUGCGCAAAGGCGACUUCAAGGUGCAUUUCGCUUCUUUCGCACCCGUCGCCGACGAGGUGAAUAAUUUGCACAAGCGCGCCGGAUGCGAAAAUACCGCUCAAUUCCACGAAAUUCCCUCGCCAUGCAUGACCGACUUAGCGAUUCGCAGCUGCGUCGGACUUCUUUUCCACAAGCCCGGCGUGAAGGGCGCGACAAAAGGAUUUGCCAAGGUUGGCCGGGCUAUGGAGAGUUGGAGGCCUUCGGAGUAUAAACAAGCGCACGAUGCUUGUGUCGAUAUUUUGAACAAGCUUCAACCGGCCAUGGUUGUCGUGGACCCAAUUCUCCAUGUUGGUAUAGACGCGUGCCAUGCCGCAAAGACUCGGUUCACCGUUCUAUGGCCUGUCCCCAUCAAGGACGUGGUUGUAGUAAUUCAACCAAAGGCAGCAGUUCUCUGGAAGUACCCAGUGACCGGAUCUGGGUUUCCCUUCCCAGUGCCUUGGAAGCUCGUGCUUCACAACAUGUACCUGAUUUUCCGUGUCGUCAUGACUUUGGCAUUCGGAAAGCCAGUACCCGAUGAGGUCAAGGAUGGAAAGAAGCCGGAAGGGCGCAAUCCAUUUCCUCUGCCAAAUGCCUACGAAAAAGACGCUUUGCAGCUCACUCCCGCUUUCCCCGAACUGGACUUUCCUUUCCAAAUACCGGACAAUGUCGUUAGCUGCGGCCCCAUUCUCCGAAAGUGUCGGCCGUUGUCUGAACAGGACCCCGAAAUGGAUGCUUGGCUUCAAAAGCGUACAAUUCUUAUCAGUCUCGGGUCCCAUGUCAAGCCAACCGAGAAGAUUGCCGUUGACAUGGCCAAGGGGAUCGCAACAGUACUAUCCAAGCAGCCAGAUAUCCAAGUUCUUUGGAAGCUGCGAUAUGACUGGGAGAGUUCAUCGGCGUUCCAAAAAGUCCUCGGCUCACUCAUUACCGCUGGCUCGGUAAGGGUGGUUUCUUGGAUUCAGCCUGACAUUAUGUCCGUCCUGGAAACCGGACGAAUAAUUUCCUACGUGCAUCAUGGAGGAGCAAAUUCGUAUUUCGAGGCAUGCAAAGUCGGAGUUCCACAGGUCGUUCUGCCUCAAUGGCUUGACACUUAUGAUUGUGCGACACGAGUGGAAUGGUUGGGCAUUGGAGUGAACGGAAGCCGAAAGGCAGCACCCGGCAUUGACGCAACCGAAUUCUCCAAAGCUCUCCUGCAUGUCUUGAGCGACGAUGGAAUUCGCACGAAGUCCGCUGCCGUAAAACAGCUAUGUGAGAAGACGGAAGGACGCGUCGUGGCUCAUGAUCAGAUCGUCGAGUUUUGCUCGACAAAGUAG